AUGGCUCAUAUUCUAAGGGACAAAGAGGAAGUUUGCCCCAGGUAUGGGGGCAUUGCACAGAAGCAGAAGAGUGAUAGGAAAGAGACUUGGCAGGAGAUGGCAGAGUUCGAAACACCAAGUGAGGCAUCAGGGUUGAAUCCAAAAAGUCUGGAGCCUGGGCAUGGCUCAUGCAUCAUCCCAGCUACCAGGGAGCUCCGAGUGGCAGCUCUCUCUUAGUUCUGGCAUUCUGAGCUGCAGUGGACUGUGCUGAGCAAGGAUGCUAGAUAUGGUGAGCAAGAGGCCAUGGGGUUGCCAAAGAUCAGUCAUUCUUUUUUAAGCCCUUAUCUUCUGUCUUGGAAUCAAUACUAUAUUUUGGAUACAAGGCAGAAGAGCGGCAAGGUCUAGGCAAUAGGGGUUAAGUGACUUGGCCAGGGCCACCAAGCUAGGAAAUAUCUGAGGUCAAAUUUGAACCCAGGACCUCCCAUCUCUAGGCCUAUCCCUCAAUCCACUAAGUCACCCAGCUGCCCACUAGAUAGUCAUUCUAAAGCAUUUAAGUGUCUGCUGAGUGCCAGACACUGCAGAUAUAGAGGAAGGCAAAAGCCAGUUCCAGCCCUCGGUGAGCUCCAAGUCCAGUGGGGGAAACAUAUGAAGACAACUGCACACAUACAAGCUAUAUCAGGAUAAAUUGGGGGUCAUCAAAAGAGGGUAGUCACUAGAAUUAAGAGGCAUUGGGACUUCUCUUACUAAUGGUGAGGGUCUAAGCCAGUUGUUGGAACAGAAAAGAGAAUGUGUUCUAGGUAUGGGGGAGAGCCAGAGAUAAUGCCUGGAGCUGAGAGAUGGAGGCUCUUGUUCAUGGGACAGCCGGGAUGCCACUGGAUAAACCUGUACAUUCUGGGGGUGAGGUGUGAGAAGAUUGGAAAGGUGGGGGUGGGGACAGGGUAUGAAGGACUUUGAAUGCCCAACAGAGCAUUUUGUAUUUGCCCCUGGAGUUUAUUGUGUAGGAGCGGACAUGAUCAGACCUGCUUUUUAGGGAGAUUUCUAGUGGCUGAAUGGAAGAUAGAUUGGGUAGGGAGACUCGAUGGCAGCUACUGUAGUAAUCCAGGCAUGAGGCGACCAGAGGAGAGAUGCUGCACAGGAGACAUCAGCAAGCCUCGGCAACAGCUUGGAUUGGAUACGGGAGGGGAGGGGCAGGGUGGAGGUCCGAGGGCCUGGGAGUGAGGUAGAUUUGGGGGAGAAAGGUUUGGGAAGCUAACAAUAAGGAUGUCUGAUAGGUAUUUGGAGUUACAAGAUGUGAGUCUGGAGGUUAGGGCUGAAUGAGUAAAUCAGCCAGCUAUCUGCCUAGGGAUCCCUGAAUCCAUGGGAGCCGAUCACCAAGUGAAGGGUUUGGAGGGAGAAGAACCCCAGGGACACCUCUGGGCAGGCACAGGGCAGGAUCUGGAGGAGGACCCAGCAAAGGAGAUUGAGAAGGAGUGACAGGACAGGAGGAGAAGCAGAAGAGAGAAGGGUGGCCUUUUCAGGACCACAGAAGAGAGUAGCGAGGAGGAGAGAGGGAUCACCGAUGUCCAAGGCGUCCCAGGAGUCAAGGAGAAAGAGGAUUGAGAAAAGGCCCCUGGACUUGGCAGGUAGGAGAUCGCUAGUAAGAGAUUGGUGGUAACCUUGGAGAGAGCAAUUUGGGAGGACUGCUGCCAGAGUGUGGAUUAGAAAGGCUCAAGCAGCAAGAGGGAAGAAGAUGGAAGCAUCCCUUAGAAAUGGCCUUCCCAAGGAGUUAGGGAAGGAGAGAAAUGGCGGACGAGGGAUUGAGAGAGAGAGAAUGGGGAAGAUGGCUGCAUGUUUGUAGGCAAUAGAGAAGGGACCAGCAAAUGGAGACUGAAGCUAAGGGGCAGUCUGGUGGAGGAGGCAGGAAGGAGACAGUUUGUGCAAGGUAGAAGGCCCGCUUUUGCCUGUGCCACUGGGAUAAAGGCAGAGGUCGGGGAAGUCAUCUGAGAGCUGAGGACAAAGGAGGGAGCUCAAGGGACAGCCUCUGGUCUUCUCUGUAAAAUAGGAAUCAAGAAUCUCAGCUGGGAGGAGUGGGGAUGGGGCAGGGGGAGGCACCCUUGAGAUUUGGAAGAGUUGAUGUGGAGAGUGGGAUGGUGAGUUAAUUCAGGAAGUAUAAGAAGGGCCCAGGGAGGUCAUAUGGAGCUCACAUUUGGUAUGAAGCUGCUCAGCAGGAGAAUGGACCCAGGUCAGAAGCAGAUUGAGGAAGAGCUCUGGUUCCAGUAGCGAGAUUGGGUGGAAUGGGGAGCCUUUCCAGUAGGGAAGCACCAGGGUGGGACCUGUGUUUAAGAAGAGGAUUUGGUCUGGCCCUGAUAUAGGGGGCAGCCUUUGGAGGGGGAGGGCCUGGCAGCAAAGAACAUCUGCUCUAGCCCACGGGAGAGGGGGAAGCAGAGGCCAUUGAAGGCAGCCCCAGUCCUGGAGCCAGGGUUGCUGGACCUCUGCGCUCCCCCCAAGAGGAUCCCCAAAGAGGACAAUGUUAGGAAAUGAGAGGGCUGGGUUCCUGGGGCAGUCAUUGUUGGAAGCCCAUCAUUGGGUGAGGGAGGACUACUGACCACACACCAGGCCCUGUGGUUAACUCCAGUUUGCAGAGAGCCAUGCAGGAGCCAGCCAGUAGGGCUGGGGCUCAGACCCCAGGCUUUUGGGCCACUGAGUCAAGGACUGAUUCCACCCAGUGCCCCAAAGGUGGGUGUCCACCAGGAAAAGCAGCAGAGGAGACCUGCUUCUGUUGCCAUCUGGAGUGGGGGGAAGCCCUCCCUCCGUGGGCCUCCCUUUAAUACUCGGGAAAAUGCCAGGUGCAGAUCGCUGAGGGACCGAGGGGUAGAGCUAGAAGGAAUCCUGGAGAGGAAAGUGACCGGCCCGAGGUCACACAGCUAGCCUGCAAAGCCCACAUGAGAAUGCGGGCCUCUGGAAAGGUCUGGGACUGCCCUAGCGUCCAUGGAGUGCUUCAGAUUCAGAGCCCCAAAGGAGGGAGCCACGUCGGAACAUGGCCCAGGGAACAAGCCCUCCUCCCAAGGGGCUCAGCUGCCACUCGGCCCUCGAAGCCCCGGAGAGCCCCACGAAAAAGAGAUGGGAGGGCCAUAAGGGUAAGGGUGGAGAAAGUCGUGCAGGAGGAGGCUCCAGGUGCUGCGGGAGAGCCCCAUCCUCAUCCUCCAAGGCCAGCGAAGAAAUCUAGAGAGAUGGGGAAAACGGGCUGGAUCCAGCAAGGCAGGGGCUUGCGGUGGGAGAGUUCGGUCCUCACAACCCCGGAGGCCAGAGUGGAGGAAGAGGGAUGGGAGGGAUGGGCACGGUGAGUCUGGUACUCGUAGCCACGGAGACCAGCGGGGAGGAAAUGGGAUGUGAGGAAUGGGCGUGGUAGCGGGAGAGUCCGGUCCUCGCUGCCCCAGAGGUCGGUGCAGAGGAGGCGAAGGAGGCGGAGCGGAGGUAGGGUGGGGGAGGGGCCGGGCGGCCGCGGUAGCGGCCCUUUAAUCGGGCGCGCGCGCGCGCUCGGCCCCGCCGGAGUCUCCGGAGCGGGAGUAGGAUGGAGCCCCCGCGCGCGCCCGCGCUGCUGCUGCUGCUACUGCCGCUGCUGCUGCCGCUGCCCCCCUGUGCCCGGGGCAAGUACGUGCGGGGCAACCUCAGCUCUAAAGAGGACUGGGUAUUCCUGACGAGGUUCUGCUUUCUCUCCGACUAUGGCCGGCUGGACUUCAGGUUCAAAUAUCCUGAGGCCAAAUGCUGUGAGAACAUCCUGCUCUACUUCGAUGACCCUUCCCAGUGGCCAGCAGUGUACAAGGCCCAAGACAAGGACUGCUUGGCCAAAGAGGCGGUGAUUCGGCCCGAGAACAACCAGGUGAUCAACCUAACUACCCAGUACCCCUGGUCGGGCUGUCAAGUGGUGUCCGAGGGGGGUGUCCGCUACUUGAGCUGCUCCAGUGGCCGCAGCUUCCGCUCAGUCCGGGAGAGAUGGUGGUACAUUGCCCUCAGCAAGUGCGGGGGGGAUGGGCUGCAGCUGGAGUAUGAGAUGGUGCUGACCAAUGGCAAGUCCUUCUGGACCCGCCACUUCUCCGCUGAUGAAUUUGGGAUCCUGGAGACAGAUGUGACCUUCCUCCUCAUCUUCACCCUCAUCUUCCUCCUCUCCUGUUACUUCGGUUACUUGCUGAAGGGCCGACAGCUGCUUCACACCACCUACAAGAUGUUCAUGGCGGCAGCAGGAGUGGAAGUCCUCAGCCUCCUGUUUUUCUGCAUCUACUGGGGUCAGUAUGCCAGCAACGGCAUCGGCAACGAGAGCCUAAAGAUCGUGGCCAAACUACUGUUUUCCGUCAGUUUCCUCAUCUUCUUACUGAUGCUGAUCCUGUUGGGAAAAGGCUUCACGGUGACACGGGGCCGGAUCAGCCACUCAGGCUCAGUGAAACUCUCGGUCUACAUGACACUCUACACGCUCACACACGUGAUUCUCCUUAUCUAUGAGGCCGAGUUCUUCGACCCAGGGCAGGUGCUCUACACCUACGAAUCUCCGGCGGGUUACGGGCUCAUCGGCCUCCAGGUGGCCGCCUAUGUGUGGUUCUGCUAUGCGGUGCUGGUCUCCCUGAGGCACUUCCCCGAGAAGCAGCCGUUCUAUGGGCCCUUCUUUGCUGCCUACACACUCUGGUUCUUUGCUGUGCCCGUCAUGGCCCUCAUCGCCAACUUUGGCAUCCCCAAGUGGGCUCGGGAGAAGAUCGUCAACGGCAUUCAGCUGGGCAUCCACCUCUAUGCCCACGGGGUGUUCCUGAUCAUGACGAGGCCCUCCGCUGCCAACAAAAACUUCCCCUACCACGUGCGAACCUCCCAGAUCGCCUCGGCGGCGGCGGCGGCGGCUGGGGGGGGCCCCGGGCCCGAGGGGGCGCCGGCAGACAAGGCCUUCCCGCAGCACGUCUACGGGAACGUGACGUUCAUCAGCGAUUCGGUCCCCAACUUCACGGAGCUCUUCUCCAUCCCUUCGGCGUCAGGGGCCAGCGUAAGCUCCGCCGUCCGGGUCCCAGCCUCACCCCCUGGGAGCUGGCUCCGCCCCCUGCGGACCUGGCUGCUCACCCAGGCCCCUCUCCCGGGCCCCGAAGACGCCCCCCUCCCCUCCCAGCUCCUGGCCCCGCCCCUGGAGUACCUCACCCCCGUCCCCGCCCCGCCCCCGCCGAGGCGCCGCCGACCCCCGAUCAGCCCCCCCCCGGACUUCAGGACCCCGCCUCGCCCCCUCCCCUCCUGGGUCCUGGCCCUGCUUCGGACCCCUCCCCCGGCCCCCCGAGUGCCCCCUCCCCCGGCCUUCCAGGUGCCCCCUCCCCCGCCCCGCUCCCCGGUCCUGGCCGCACGGCCGCUGACGCCCCCGCCCGAGUUCCUCACCCACGACCUGACCCUGCCCCCGGAGUACCUGUCCCCCCUCCCCACCCGCCAGGGCCGCUUCCUCUCCCUCCCCGAGUCCCCCAGGGCCGGCCACUAGGGACACGGGAGGGGGAGGGGGGAGAGGAGAUUUCGGGACCACGCCCUCCCCUCCCUUCCCCUCCCCCCCUGUACUCCCGCCCUCGACUGACCGUCCCCUCCCCUCCCCGAACCCUC
Molecule: messenger RNA, 5571 nt
Organism: Monodelphis domestica (gray short-tailed opossum)
Lineage: Eukaryota; Metazoa; Chordata; Mammalia; Didelphimorphia; Didelphidae
Gene: TMEM145
Product: transmembrane protein 145
Biological process (GO): response to pheromone; G protein-coupled receptor signaling pathway
Source: RefSeq, a predicted model, not a curated record